Molecule: messenger RNA, 4157 nt
Organism: Cinclus cinclus
Lineage: Eukaryota; Metazoa; Chordata; Aves; Passeriformes; Cinclidae
Gene: CRLF3
Product: cytokine receptor like factor 3
Exons: 8
Coding region: 17-1339 (440 amino acids)
Molecular function (GO): protein binding
Source: RefSeq, a predicted model, not a curated record
GCCGCCGCGGCUGCCCAUGGAGGCCGCCGAGGCCGAGGUGCGGCUCCUCUUGCAGGAGGCUCGCGAGAGCAUCGAGGCGGCGCGGAGUUACCGACGGGAGCUGCAGCAGCGGCUGCGGGGGCUGCACCAGGCGCGGGAGCAGAUCAAAGAUAGUGCAACAUUGACCAGAGAUGUGCUUGAGCAGCAUUUUAGCGAUUUGAAAGGGACUCUGAAGAAGCUGCUGGACGAGAGACUGAUGUCCCUGCUGCAGGAAGUGGAUGUCAUAGAGCAAGAGAGCAUCAAGCCCCUGGAUGAGUGCCAGAAGCUGAUAGAGCAUGGAGUCAGCACCGCUGAUGAUCUGCUCAGGGAAGGAGAGAGUGCAGUCGAUGGAGAUGUGGGACAACAGAACGAGAAACUUUGCAACUUUACAAAAAAAGCUUUACAUAUUCAGCUAGAUAGCUUACCAGAAGUGCCCUCCUUGGUUGAUGUGCCUUGUUUAUCUGCCCAGCUGGAUGACUGCUUCCUUACUAUAUUGAAAAAUCAAAUAUUUAGACAUGGAACUGUGGCAUCCCGCCCACCUGUACAGCUGGAAGAGUUUGUGGAAAAACCUGGAGGUAUUCUAGUCCGAUGGUGUAAGGUGGAUGAGGAUUUCCUAGCCCAGGACUACCGGCUGCAGUACCGCAAGAGCACCGCCAGCCACUUUGAGGACGUGUACGUGGGCUCAGAGACAGAGUUCAUGGUGCUGCACAUCGACCCCAACGUGGAUUACCAGUUCCGGGUGUGCGCCCGCGGGGACGGGAGGCAGGAGUGGAGCCCCUGGAGCGUCCCCCAGAGCGGCCGCACCACGCUGGUCCCCCACGAAUGGACAACUGGUCUGGAGGGUUACAGCUUGAGCAGCCGAAGAAACAUAGCACUUCGGAAUGAUUCUCAGUCGUGUGGUGUGCUCUACUCCAAAGCUCCUACUUAUUUCUGUGGGCAAACAUUAACAUUCAGAAUUGAGACCGUGGGACAGCCAGACCGCCGGGACAGCCUGGGGGUGUGUGUGGAGCAGCAGAACGGCGACGACUCGCUGCAGCGGGACAAGGCCGUGUGCAUCAGCACAAAUGGAGCAGUAUUUGUAAAUGGAAAAGAGAUGACAAACCAGUUGCCUGCUGUUACUUCUGGCUCGACUGUGACCUUUGACAUGGAAGUUGUGCAGUUGGGACCCUGCAGCAACGAGGGAGGAAACUUCAAGCUUCGAGUCACCAUCAGCUCUAACAACAGAGAAGUGGUCUUUGAUUGGGUACUUGAUCAGUGCUGUGGCUCUUUGUAUUUUGGAUGUUCGUUUUCAUACCCAGGCUGGAAGGUUUUGGUCUUUUAGCAGUGAGUAAAGGAAUUUUUCGUUCUUGCUGUAAAUUGUAAUGUUAAAAGCUGAGUUUCCAGCUGUUUGACAACAAUCUGGUAACAAACCCCUGUCUUUAUAGUACUUGAACUCCACUAUAUUGUACUUUGUACUGGAUUAAUUUAAACAAUAAUUGUGAACAUUGGAUUCGUGACUCUGGAAAAAGCUAGAAACGAAUAUUUGUGUAGGCAAAUUAAUUUAAGCAGUCCAUCAGCCCUUUCCCUUUUUUCCUCUAGACUUGAUUUUUGUCAGUAUUUCAUUGUACUCGUCUCAGGGUACGCACGUUGUGUAGAAUUAACUUUGCUUAAAGCUGCUGCUCUGUGAAGCAGGCGUUUUAGGGGUGGUAAUGGACCAAAGUUGUAUUUCUACCACUCAGAGCACAGUAUUUAGAGCAGUGAGGUCCUGCUGUGCUUCCUCGUGCACAAUGCUGCCUUAGGAGUCCGCGCAUGGUACUGUUCAUCCCUCACAGCAGGGACUCUGAGCCAGCCUGCCUCUAACUGUCUCACUUAAGUGCCUUACUUUGAUACUUCUUGAACUGUUUUCUGUGUUGUCACUUGCAAUAUGUUUUCUAGAACAGCUGCAUGGUGAUGCUUACAUUGCCCAUGCAUGACUGCCUCAAGCAGACCAACAGCCAGAGCAGGAUAUUAUCCUGAGCCUCUCUGAAUGUCUUCCUUGGUUACAAUUCACACACAGCCUCUGUCAGAGCAAGUCUCAGUGAUUUGGUACCUGAGCUCAAGCUGUGGAUUGGUAGCUGUGAUUCCUCAGAGACCUUCUAACACUCAGAGACAACCUUCUCUUACCGUCUGACAACACAAAUGCUGUUGUGAGGUGCAGGAUUUGUGACAAUCCCAGAUUCUGCCUGGGGACACUGGGCAGUCAGUGCAGGUGUAUGGCCCAAGCACUGCAGGCAGACCCUACCUGCAGAUUUAAUCUGGGGCAGUCAGCAUUGAAGAGAUGGUGGUAAUUAAGCUGUCUCCUCCACAGAGUAGGGUGGGAUAAAUAAUAGUGUGAAUUAAAUGACUUGGAAUUCAGAAGUUAUGUAAAGUUACACAUUUUUUUCUCUAAGGAGCAACUAAGAUGGAUAAUCUCAGUCUCAAAGAGAGCAUAUUCCUGGUUAAAAGAUUGCAAUGCUAAUGGAUUUAAAGAAUAUUUAAAAGUAACACUCACUGAGGGCCAUCUUACCUCAAGUUCAAUUAAAAUUAAAUAGAUUUUAUCAUGUUAGAAUAGCACUAUUUUUAUAAAGCCUAGACAAUCACACUGCCUUUCCUUCAGUGGCAAUGUGCUACCAUAAUAAGCUUAAAGCAUAAAAGCUUAUUUUACAGUUAAUUAGCAUUGCCCAUACCCAUACUCUGUCAGUACAAAAAGAUCAGCCCUCCUGCCUGAAUUUUUCCCCAAGCAGCUGUAGCAGGGGUACAAGAAUUUCAGGCAAGGAAAAGGGCUUUUUAUAUUUAUACCAACCUAUUUACAAGAGGGAAAAAACAUGCGUGGAUUUAGAUGAGUGCAAAGAACCUGCACAAGGCAGAAUUAGGUUGGAAUUGGCUGGAAGACAUGAAGUGAGACUGAACUGCUGCAGGUCAGAUCAUCCACUGUUAGCAACAAAGGCUUGCACUACUCAGUUUUUCAAGCUUCACUAGUUCAGUGUUAGGGAAGAAGAGAAUACUGGCUUAUCCUGUGCUUUCAAUGUUACUUCACUUCUCCUGUGAAAAGUGUUUUCAAUACUUAUACAAAAAGGUUCAGUAAAUGAAAGUGACAGUCCUGCUCAGAGGGGUGGGCUGGCACUCCAGAUAGAAGCUGACUUAAAUCUUGCUCUGUGUAGUAGUGCUGGCAGUUCUACUUACACACUUCAGGUAUCAGGUACUAGUUGUAACUUAGUACUUUUACCAUAUGGAAACCAAAAUUGUGAAUAUCCAUGCUUCUGAGGUACCCACAGGUCAGGUACCUUUUCAUUUGCUUUUGGAGGGGCUGGUCAGACUGUAGAUUAUGCAGGAUAUUUACUUACAUAUUAGAAAAUAAAGCUUAAACUUUGAAUUCAGGUACUUCCAGAGGUGGCAAUGCCGUGGCAGGUUGUUCAGAAUAUACAUAAAAGCAGCUGAAAGAUGACUGUGAAGGCCCAUGAGAGGCCCCUACUGCUGCCCUGGGGAAGGCAAGAGAAGUUUUUCUGCCUUCAGGCUUUAGCUGUGUGUUCAGUGAGGGCAGUUUGGUUCUUUUGUUGUUAGCGUCGUGGUGGUUUUGGCUUUUUAUUUGUACUUGGCACAAGCCUCGCUGUCUAAAUUGCAAAUGAGGUACUUUCAGCCACCUCUUGGAGAGCUGCACCUUGUUAACAGGGGAGGAGUGAAGAGUCUCAGGACAAGAGAGCCGAGCACUAAAGGAACAAAGGAUGCAAAGAAGCGGAAGAGGCUUGAACUAAAAAGGUGUAAAUUCUGUUCUUCCGCAGCAGAGUUCAGCUGGAUGGAAAAUUUGGCACUUCCUGUACAAUUUGCACCCCUAGCUCUUGGAGCCCUGCAAACAACAGAGUGUUAAUAGCUUAUGAAACCCAAUCCUGAAAGUUGUUUUCCUAAGCUAGUACAUUCACUUACCUCAACUAAGACUUACGUGUCAAGAGAAUUUUGAUUUUUUUUUUUUAAUAAAAGUUAUAUCCCUCAACUGUGUAUGGUCUAGAAUAUUUAUUGGGACAUAAAGCUGAGCACCACAGCAUUCUAACCAUGUAAGAAAAUGUUUUCUAGGGCACUGGAGCCAUCUUUAGGAGCUUCUACCCAUUUAUUUUUCCCAAUUAUUUAAUCUUCUGUCCCUCCAAAGU